Molecule: messenger RNA, 6875 nt
Organism: Pipra filicauda (Wire-tailed manakin)
Lineage: Eukaryota; Metazoa; Chordata; Aves; Passeriformes; Pipridae
Gene: CCDC9B
Product: coiled-coil domain containing 9B
Exons: 14
Coding region: 185-2116 (643 amino acids)
Source: RefSeq, a predicted model, not a curated record
GACACAGGCACUCCAAACCCUGUCUGUGCUUGGUAUAUUAGGCAGCCAGUGCUCUUGGCUGUGAGCCCAGACGAGGCUUUUGUAAUCAAAACAUGAUCUUGUAUGCUGUGCAACCAGUGCUGAGAAAGGCCGUCUGAUGGCUCUCCUCUUUUAGCUCUGCUCUGGAAUCCGCCGGGCUGCGCCGAUGUCCAACAUGCACCGAGCUGAUGCUGCUGUGGAUGAUGUCGUGUUAAGGAAGAAAGAGCAGAAAGAUGUCGAGCUCGAUAAGAAAAUCUUGGCCUUGCGGAAAAAGAACGAAGCGCUGAUCCGAAGGUACCAGGAAAUAGAAGAGGACAAAAAGCGAGCAGAGCAGGAGGGAAUGGCUGUUACCUCCAGGAGACCCAAGCAGGAUGGACUCACUAUUACCAUCACCAAAGCUCACAACGACCUGAAAGAUGCAAUUACCCAGACUGAACACUAUGGACAAGAUAGCCCAGCCCUCCCGAUGGACAAAAGGGUGGUGAGUGAGAAAUGGGCAAGCCCCUGUCCUACGAGCCCUGCGUUCGGCAUUGGCAGUGAGGAGGAGGAGGAGGAGGAAGCAGAUCAUAUGUUCACAUUCAGGAUGGGGAAGAGGAUGCAGCUGGCUGUUACCAUGGACAACAAAGCAAAGGGCAAGCGGAUCGUCAGCGAGAAACGUGCCGAGAGCUUCCCCGGCCCGGGCCGGGUGCCAGAGCUGGGCGAGGAGGACACGGACCACUUGGUGGCUUUCCGGCGGGGCAGGAGGAUGCAGAUUGCCAUCACCAUGGAUAACAAGGAAAAGGCAGAGGAGCGGAGAACAGCAGAGAAGAGGAGAUCAGACAGUGACAGAGGCCCAGAAAGUGAGCACAGCCGGAAGGAUGGUGGGAAGUCAGUGCAGAAGAGCCCUGGAGACGGGAGUUUCCCCAUGACUGGCCGGGAACGCUCCGAGUACAUCCGCUGGAAGAGGGAGAGGGAGCAGAUUGACCUGGAGCGCCUGGCACGGCACAAGAACGCCAAGGGCGAGUGGCGGCGGGCUUGGGAUGUGGAGAAGUCGGAGCACAUGUUUGAAGAGGACUUUGUUAAGGAUGGGGAGCCAGCCUUGGAUAAUCCCAGCAAUAAGAAAGGGGGAAGAAAUGCAAGGAAAUUUCAGCACAGGUCCUUUCCUGCCGAUGGCAGAGGUGGAGGACACCACGGGGUGAACGUGAGCGACCCUGGCCCGAAGGCAGUGCCCGCCGUGAGCAGCCGUGCCAAGGGGAAGGACAGACUGACGGGCAGAGCCAGGAGGUGGGAUGCAAAAGAAGGCGAGGACAUGUCUUUUCUGAAGGAUGACCUUGAUGGCCAGAGGAGCCUUGGUGUGGACAAGCGGAAGAGCAGAGGAGAGGAGGGGGUGGAAGAGAACUGCACAGCUGAGCAGGAGGAGAAGGGGAAGCAGCCAAGCCUCCAGGAUCACGGGGCCUCCUCGUCCCAGCGGCUGCGAAGGGAAGGGGGGAAGGUCCAUCCUGCCCACAACGGGCAGAAGGAGGAGCGGAGAGGGGUGAAGGGCUGCAGCACGGAGGUGUCUGUGACCAGCACAGGGGACUCAGAGCCAGGGCCCAAGCCAAGCAAGGAAAGUGUUGGGGAAGAUGCCAAUGGGAAGCCUGGCACCGCUGACACCUCCCAGGAGAAGGAGAGCACUGGCAGCACUGCUCCUGCGAGCAGCCUCCCAAGCACUGUGCCAGCCACCAGCGAGGAGACUUUGUCCCUGCCCAUGGGAACAAAUGUAGAUGGAGCUGGAUCAGAGAAAAACCCAGUUUCACAACAGGAGUCCUCCCAGGACUCCUCAAACUGCCACGGAGAACAGCUGGACACAGCAGCAGGAGACAGACUGGAUGCAGAUCAAGGACAGCCGGUGAGCAGAGGAGGGGAGGAAAUGACCCAAAGCACUGCCCUGGAGGGGCAGGCACUUGCACUGAAAGGAGAAGAUGCUGAAGGCACUGAACACCAGGAGCCUUUGCCCCCAGGGAAAGCCAGCUCUGACAAGACUGUUGUGCCUGAGCAGGACACAGCAAAGUCCCAGUCCGGAGAAGGGGACCAGCCUGAGGACUGCAAGGACAAGGACACUGGGGAUGCCCUCAACUAGCACAGGUUACACCGGCUUGCCUGAGACAGAAGAGGAACAGCUCCAGUUCAGAAUACUGAUCCUUUUGGGAAGUGCUGAACUCCUGGGCUAGCUAAGCUCCCUCACCCAAAAGCUUCCUGCAGCGAUGCCAGGGAGACAAGGGGCACUUUUUCAUCGAGGCAUCAAAGCCACCACCUCAUCACCACUGCACUUUCCUCACAAGCAAACGUGUUGGCAGCUCAGGGAUUUGGUGGAAGUUAUUCCAGCUCUUCCAGACCCCAGGGAAGCAGCAGCACUCCCAGGCAGAAUGCUUUUUCCUUCAAAGGAGCAGCUUGCCACUAGACACUCUUCUUCUUGGUAAAAUGUACCAUCAAUUGCAACACAGCAACUUGGUAGCUAAAACUAUCAAAAUUGAUCCCAGACCAGGGAGUCAGCUCUUAUAUAAAGAGACCAAUUUAAAACACCUCGAGCCAAGGACAGAAAUACAUCUGGACAAAGUUGGAGAUACUUGUUCCCAAAGCAAUUACUUAGGGAGGCAACAAUAUAAAACCCUGACAGGAGUUCCAGCUCUCCAUUCCCACCUCAGCAAGUCCAAUACCUGCAGCAAGAGCACACCCAGGUCACUAAGCAGUAAAGCCCUACAGUCUCUAGGAGUACAAAUAACAGAACAAUUCACUGAUGUCCCCACCAGUCCCCCUCCAAUAUACUGGUUGCAGAUGGCAGAGGGGGCUGGCACUUAGUCAGCGGGUUCGUAUUUUAAGUGCAUAAUACAGCAGUUGGCGCUUCCUAAGUCAGUGAGAGGCCCAGAGCAGCAGCAGGAUACAGCACUGCUGGGAAGUUCAGGACACUGCCUGCUGCCUUCCCUGGAAAGGUUGUGCAGCAACAGCUCGACCAGCUCACGGGCUCAGCAGCCACUGGCAGGCGAUUCUGGGAAUUCUGCGGCCGCUUCCUGCUCCCACCAUCCCAGGGCAGUGACAGCAGCUGACCAGACACAGGGCUUUCCCAAAACUGCCUUCCAACACCCGUGGAACAACCAGAAAACCAACUUCACCUCCUUAGCUUCACACUCCAGCUUGGCUAUGUUUCUUACCCCAUUCCCUUCUCCACACGCUCCGGCAGCUCCAGGACUCAAAGCCAGCCAUCGGCAACUGCCCCCAGAGCAGCCACUGAGACCAGCUUGGAGUUCCCUGAGGGAAAUGCCUGAGGCCCAGAAGCAGCCCCUGAUUUUGCCAUCAUGGCUACACCACAUGAUUGCUUAUCAGCUCCGCUCAUGGACUGAGCCAAACCUCCCUGUCAGAAACACGGCCCAGGAAUGUGGGAUUGAGCAGACUUGCAUUGCAUCAGCUGAGCCCACGAGAGAAUGUGCGUGGGGAAAAGGGAGCUCUUAGAGAUGGAAACUGUAGCCAGCUGCUGGAGUGCAUCACACGCUCCACUAACUCUUCUUCCAGCUUUUCCCCUUCCUUCUGGUCCCUCUGCACGUGAGUUACACCAAAUGCUCUCCUUGAACAAACAGGGCUCACUGGGACAAGCCCAGUGUGCACAGGCAAAGGGCAAGUAUUGAAUGUCAAUCAACAGGGGUGAGCCAGAGGCACCUGCCUGCAAGGAGACAGCCCAGGAGGCUUGGACAAACACCCUCUCCUCCCUCUGCCACAAUUCUUUAAAGGCUCUUAGAGGACAAAAAGCUGCAACUCAGGCCCUAAAUGAUACAGAGACUCAAAGCUUGGGGGAAAAGUUGGCAUUACAGAAUUAUCUUCAUGUUUAAUCAAUAAAAAAACGAAGUAAAAAAAUGGAAGCGCAGAUGCCAGAAUUCCAGCCGUGUGCUUACAGCCCUCAUGCCUUUACAGGAGCGUCCCAGAGUCAGGAGUCCUGAGACUUGUCAGCUUCCUUCUCUCACUAAAGCAAAGGGUAUUUCCCUCACAUCUGAGGAGCUCCUUCACCCAAACUGACUUUCAGCCAUCUCCCUUCCGCACCAACACACACGCUGGGAAUUUGGCACCAUCCUCUUGGCAGGUAACAUGCAGGACAGCAGUUGUGUGAAGGGAAUAAUCCUCCCCAGCAAUGCUAAAGAAACAACAUCCUGGAUCAUGGGGUUGCAGCCAUUUCCAUCUAGGAAGCCACACACCACCCUGUGCCUUGUCUUGCCUGAUACAAUCACACCAAGUGAACUGAAUGUUUUUAUUUUUUUGAGGAGCAAUGAAGGGAAAGGCUGAACUGGAGCUGAAGUAACACAACAGACCACACAACCAAUGGCCUUUUAAACCUCAGCUUUACCCCAGACUGGUGACUGCACCAUUUAAGGGCACUAAAACAAUUCUGUUGGGAUGCAGAUGACACUCUCAGUACAACAUAAUGCAAAAAUUCCCAGUCCAAGCUGUUCUCUGUUGCAGCCAACCUACCUCCCAAGAAAUCCCUAAUACCCUGAACUUUAAAUUAGCUUACACCUAGAAACCAGUCUAGACGAGCCCUUUUUGUCACUAGAAGUAUUUGCAAAGUGUACUUAGUCACCAAUUUCUUUGACAGUCUGUCAUGAUGACAGUCACAAGCGCAGCAACGGGCUCAUCACGGGCUGGCAGCAGCAUCCCGACGGGAACACGUCUGCCUCCAGAGGGCUACAAUGCCUGGCUAGGGAAAGGAUGGGGAACAGAUUGUAGCUGAAGAAUCUGGGCCCUGGAGAUUUGGAAAACCAAAUCACCUGAGCUGCCUGGCCCUUAGGCUGGCAGCCCGUGAUCCUCCUGCAUCUCCCCCAGGCCACCUCCCCUCCCUGGCUCAGUACAACCGGAGUAAGGCCACGGGAUGCUCCAAAGCAGUUGUAACAGGUACAGAAAUAGCAGCAUUUCAGUGAGAUCUGUUUGUCAGCAGAGGAGAAGAUGCAAAAACACAGUCUGGGAACUCAUCAAGCCUGCACUUUCCUCCAGGAAUGCAGACAGCCACAACCAUCCUCGUACUGGCUCAUCAACUAUUUUUAGCAGCAGUAAGGGAGGCAGCCAUCAGGAAAGGGCCUGUUCCCUUUGAUCCACAGAUCCAAGCACUGUCCCAGAGAUCCUCUGCCCCCAAACCCACAAACCAGGUAAAGAGCUGUAGGCUGUUCCUGCUCCCAAGUACGAGGCAUCUCUCGGCAGUUCCACGGCAGGUUGGAAGAGGGCCACGCAGCCCAUUUCAUUCCACUCACUUCCUCUCCCUCCCGCGCCACGCAGACGGCUCGAUGAGUCUUCUGAGAGCAAUUGGAGUUAAACUGAAGGAUGUCAGGGGGCCCUGGAAACCAGCACAUGUUGGACGCACCACUCAGAGCCACUACAGAGCGCCCAAGCUGCAGGCCAGGAGCAGAGAAAUCCCAGGAUCUGUGUCAUCCCACCCAGCUUUAUUUAUCUCCAGAGGUUUUACGAGAUAAACAUGAGCUCCUUCUCAGAGACACUUCCCAACUGGUUCUGCGUUUAGCACCCGAGCCAAGGAACAGCCUAAACUGAACUGGCACCACAACGAGCCUGGUUUGUUUCUCUGUCACUCAUUCCUCCCUCGAGGAGCUGCAGAAACCUUCCCCUGCAACCAGAGGUGUAUCCCAAGGACAGCAAAUGGCACCGCUGUCACCAGGACCCAGAGCUACCGUGGGCAUGUGCAGCCCCACGGACAGGGAUGAACCCACUGCCGGCAGAGCCAGCAGGGAACCAAAGCCACUCACAGAACAGACACCGUGGGGUGUCCAGGAGCUGGUGCUGCCCCGGGACAGCUCAGCCUUCUGCUGCUGUGCAUAUUCGGGCUCCAGCCCCUCUCCAGCUCCUCCACCUGCCCCGCAGGAGGGUGGCACUGAUCCCAUUUUGGCUGAAGCGACUAAGCGGGAUCGUUUUGUCCUCCCCACCAGCCUUCCGUUCUAACAACACACAGCCUUCCCCACUCCAGACAACUGCCAAGGACAGUGAAAAGAAGAUCCCAAAGCACUCUCUCCCUGCAAGCUCCUGCUUCUACCUUCCAAGAACGCUGUAAAGACAAUGCCCAGCUGACACAGCCCUAACACAGCACCACGGCCCCAAACACCCUGAUUUCGGUACAAAACAGCUCUUUUCAAACACCAAGUGCCAUAUUUUAUGGUACCUUUGUGAUCUGCACAACUGAAAUACGUACGCUGCGUGACAGCACAUCUUAUCCCUCAGCAGAGGGGAUCUGAACCGCUGGGAUUGUUUCACAGGGAUGCAGCACAGCCUGGCAGCCUCACUGAUUCAGCCAAAUCCAUCCACCUGGAAAGCAGCAGCCUGGAACAACACAGCUCUUAUGGUUUCCUAGUUGAUAUCCCACAUCCCGGAGUCAUUAAAGGCCAGUUUUUUGCUCAAGGAAUGGAACAUUUCUGAAGACUACAGGGCAGGCAAACACUGGGAGGAGAGGCCGCCCAGGGCACAUCAGGAACCGCCGGGCCAAGACCUGCCCUGGCUCCGGGUGCCCCCAGGGCACAGGGAUGAUCCAUAAGCACUGCCACCCCUCACAGGCAGGAGGGCAGGAGCACGGGGGUACAACCAGGACACAGCUCAGAGCCCACCACCACAGCUCCACCUGCUCUGCCAGCACAGAUCCAAGCUUUCCAGCACCACCGCUUCCUUUCCACGAGCAGCAGGAUUUAAGCACAUAUGGAGGUUUCUCCAGCCUUGCCUAUGGAGACAAAUGAAUCAACAUCAUAUACCACAGUUCCCAUUGCAGCAGUCAAAUUUCUGCUACUCAAGAGCCCUUCCAGUUCAGCAUUCCUCCUCCCACCACCGAAGAGAACAUACUGUGUUACAGAGACUUUCAUAUUGGG